AUGAAUCUGAGCAUGAAUAGCAUAUCACCCCACUUGCGCAAAAAGGCUGCAGGCAGACACCAUUGCAGUUACCUGAUCAACCUACACACGCAGGAGUUCAUUCUUGCGGGCGGUGACCCUUCCUGGUUGAACGGGCUGGGAAACAUCCCGAACAAACUGCGAGACCUGUAUGAGUUGAACAAAAUACUGGCACACCGCCCGUGGAUGAUCUCAAAAGAACACAUAGCAAGCCUAGCCAGUGGCAAGGACAACUGGUCUAUAUCGGAGCUCGUGCACGCCCUGAUACUCCUCUCCCACUUCCACGCUCUGUCCAGCUUUGUGUACGGCUGCGGUAUCACGCCCGAGGUGGACCACGAUGGGGGUUACACUAACAGCGGGAAGAACUCACCCUCCAGCAGUAAGGCUAACAGCCGGGCCACCAGCAAACAUGUGUCACCUUCCUCGUCUUUCUCCGAGGUAGGGUUACACUUUGAUAGAAGUUUUUCAACAGUGCUCUGGGAAAGAAAACGGGACUAA
Dreissena polymorpha is the source of this 516-nucleotide messenger RNA. RefSeq names its product sestrin-1-like. Gene Ontology annotation, cellular component: nucleus. Lineage: Eukaryota; Metazoa; Mollusca; Bivalvia; Myida; Dreissenidae. The transcript has 3 exons. Gene Ontology annotation, biological process: cellular response to L-leucine; cellular response to leucine starvation; positive regulation of macroautophagy. Gene Ontology annotation, molecular function: L-leucine binding; oxidoreductase activity, acting on peroxide as acceptor. The record is from RefSeq and is a predicted model, not a curated record. The coding region runs from base 1 to 516 and encodes 171 amino acids.